AAAAAAGAUAAAGUCUAAACUAACUUCCGGUAAAGUUCCAAUGCAAAGAUUUGCAAGUGAAAAUUUAUAAUUUAAAGUUUAGGCUUUCUGCUCACUAUUUUAAUUGGUUUUGGGUUAAAUAAUUUCUGGAUCCACUUUUAUUUCAUUCUCGUGUAUUUGUACCCAGCUAUGUCCAGCCGUGCGGCCGAAGCACAACCAGUUGAAGACAUACAAGGAGAUGGGCGAUGGAUGAGUUUGGUAAGACAGCCAAGCCUAUUUAACUUUAAGACUUUACUAUUACUAUUUACUUUUACUAUUUACUGCUUAGACUUAGACUUACUUAACUUAGACUAAGCACUCCAGCACUGACAUGAAAAUGACUCUAAAUUAGUCUUAAUCUAGUCUCUUACCCUAGGCAGUCAAGCAGAAUGAGAGUAUUGAAUAAAAUUGCAGAGUAAUUGUCCAGUUUGGUUUAGGUGCUCAAAUUCAUAACAUUUAAUUUAAUAAAUGACUAUUAAGUAACGAAGUGGCUAUUCGGACCCAGGUAUCAAGUGAGAGGUUGGGUUUAUUAAAAAAUAUUUAAAACGAAGUGUCUACACAUCCGGCGCGCCGGACACAUAGUGCGGGAGAUAUAUGUCCCGCGGGCAUGUCACAUGACUGCCGGACAACUAGUAGGCGUUAUUAUUCCUGCAGGUCAUGUGACAAGUGUUCGCCAGCAAAAUAGUUGCAUUGCAUUUGAUAUUCUGAUCCCUAGAUAAUAAAUAAAUGUUGAACAUGUGAAUAUAUUCCAAUGCUCUGACUCUGAGUUAAAUAAAGUGUUUGACUUUGAAUCUUAAACUAGUAAGUCUAUAUACUAAGUAGUAGUACAAGUGCUUGUAAAGCUCCACCUUGAAGCCUAAAUUUAAAAUAUGAAAAAAUAAAAUAAGACCAGUAGUAGUAGACUUCAAUAGACCUAUGUCUAUGCCAAUAAAGUUGUAUUUCAGGAUUAGUAUUUAUUAUUGCAUGACAAGUAGGCUAGGCUACCACAAUAUUAGCCCUAUAUUAAGAUGUAGGGUAUAUUUCUUUGUGAACUAUCAGCCUCCCCGCCUUAAACUUAUUAUUUAUCACCCUCAGUAUUAAUUUUUUAGCAUCCGUAUUUUUUAUUACCGUUAUUCUCUCUCCCUCUUAGCAAUGUUUCCUUCUAGGAUGCAUUAUUGCUUAACCCCCACUUUGUUUGGUAAUAUACUCAAGUAUUUUUUUCUAUUAUUUGUUUGCAAGAUACUCUGUCAAUUACUUGGUAGAGAAAUAGAUUUUAAAAUUAACCAUAGUUUUGAAUCAUUUGCGGUCACGUGACAAGACUGACAGACGAAUAUCUCCCACCACUUUGUUACGGCGGUCAUGAGACUUGGUCGCCGGACGAAUAUCUCGAUAAAGUAUUCUUCCGACAGUCAUGUGACUUGGUCACCGGACAAAUAAUGCGGGAGAUAUACGUGCCGCGCGCCGGACGUGUAGACACUGCCUAUUUAAAAUAGUUUUUUUGGGUUUGUAAGACAAAAUUUGGUAUCAAAUGAAAGAUAAUUGAAUGGACUAUACUAUUUAUGUUUUUACACUUACUUCUUCAGUUUACUAAAAUAAACUACCACAAAUGACAUCCGAAUAGCAUUUAGUCUAAAGUAAAAGGACCCGGGUCCGAAUAGCUAUACUAGACAAAGUAUUCAAACUGAUGGCAUGAACUGCUCUAUGAAUAUUGCUAGCAUUUACUAAAAUCAAUUAGUGAAUGAACAGGAUUUCCUCAAAAGACCUAUAUUUGAUUAUUAAGAUGUAUGUAGCAUACAGUAUACACUUCUGGGAAAUUCAGGGCUAAGAUUGGGUUAUCACCAGACUUAGCGGUAAGGCUGGGAUGUCUUCCUUAAUAUAUGUCAUGGCAUUUCCCCAGUACAACUUCUGGCUAUAGUUCUGAAUUCAAAAUAUGGGAAAGGUGUAGUUAGCGGCAUGGAUUUUGCCAAGAGUUUUCUCACCCUUAGCACAAUGACAUCAUUUUAUGGAAUUCAAUCUGCCAACACUGGACUUAGGGUGAAGAGAUCAUUAGCUGGAUCUGUACUUCUUUUCUCAACCAAUGAAAAGACAAUGGUGGUAAUUUUGAGUAUCAGCAAGGAUGAGUUACUUUUUAAAUUUAUUUUGGACCUUGUAAGUUAAUAAAAAUGAAUAGAAAAUUUGAUUUCAUAUCAGCUUUAUGGAUUGUCAGAUUUAAGUUUAUGCCUCCAAUAAUGCUCCAUGAAGAACAGGAUAGUUAUUGUACACAUCAAUCAGUUUCAACUAUUGAUCUUCUCACCCUAAGCUGAAGUUGUGAUACCCCAAAGUGACAUCACUGCCUUUGGGGUGAGACACUCUUUGCAAAACUCAUGCUUCUAACCAAAUCUAUACGGAAUCUAGUAAUGAAUAGUAUUUCUAGGUCAAACUUUUCCUUCACCAACUUUUGUAAUAAGGAUUUGGAGGCUUUGACUUUGGUCUUUAUCAUGCUUUGAAUUGAUUUCUCAUUUAUUUUAGCAGGCUAAGAAGAAGGCCUACAUUUUAUUAAAAUUGUAGGUCUGAUAUGGUAAAUUAAAAUAUCUCUUCAACAACUUGAUAUUGAUAUAAAUGAAAUAAGCUUUUGGGAAUGGCUUGGAAAAAAGCCAAAAAUCGAGUGUCAUGCUUUUGACGACAAAAUGGUGAUCUUCAAGUUUUAAUUUUUCCAAGGGUAUUAUUGUUGUGGAUUUUUUGCCAGUUAUAGGCUUGCAAUUACUUUCUAUUUCCGCCUACAAAGUUAAGUAUUUAAGUAGACACUUAAGUUGUAAAAAAAUUGUGAAAAUUGAAUGUAAAAAAUGUUAAAUGUAGAAAUAUAUUCACAGAAUAUUCAACAAACAAAAAUUUGUUAUAAUCUCCAGGUACUCUCUUAGAAAAAACACAGGCACAAAAACACCAGAUUUUACAAUACAACAAUCAUAUUAACUGGUACUUACCUCUAGAAAAUAACUAGGACUUAAUUACUAUUGAAGUCAAAACUGUUUUAAAUAGAUUUAAGGGCUUGAAUUAAAACAGAAAGACUUUUAAAGAUAUCAAAAUGUUGUUUGACUUCAAAAGAAAAUGCUGAUAAGUUGAUUUUAUAAUUUAAACCAUGGGUGGCAAAUUCAAAUAGCUUUAGAGGCCAUUUCUGAUCGUGAGUCACAUCUUUGCGGGCAUCAUGUCCUUAAACCUAAGAAAGAAAAUAAAUACAAUUAAACGAUGUAAACUAUUAUUUAUUUAUUCUUUAAUGCACGUAAUUAUCUAUGAUAACACUCGUACCCCUUCACACAUAAAUAAAUGCAAUAGAUUUAUAUCAAAAUAUAGUUCUUUCAUUUAAUUAUGUUCAUUGCAAAUUGUUGAUAAAAAAGAUGGACUCCAUUGUCACUUUGAAUGACAAAAAAGUGGGUUGGGAAAGCAGAAAUUGAGUAUGCGCACAAAGACGUCUGAGCCAAUAGGGAGAAGGGACUUACACCCUCUCCCUGAAAUUUUGUUCUUAACGUCAAAAUAAGGGUAUGCAUAUUGGCACAUACCUGAAUUUAUUUUGCAUCAUUCUACACUUAAGAGGACAGCAACAGAAGAGAUGCUGUUGGAAAUUUAGGUUUCCUGUAACUAGCGGUGUCAUUAUAAAUCCUUAAAAUAUAGUAGUUACUAAAUAGUAAUGCUGUUUAAAAAUUUGAACUGAUUAUUGACAGUCCAAAAGUGCUUUUUAUUUCUUUCAAAUAUUCGUUUUUGCCAAGCAUGAAAAUAAUUACUAAUUAAAUGAAGAUCUACCAUGGUAAAAUUCAGCUCUCAUCAUGUGAGAAACACUUUUAAUUUUUUCUCUAAACAAAACUAUAACAACAGUGCUUUAUUUUAAUCAGUAGGCUAGUCCACAGACACGCCAAAUUUUAUCUUUGUUUCUUUAAAAUCUGAAAAAAUUAUCUCUUGGGUAACCGAAGGUCUGACAUUCUCACAACACAAAUAUUGAGUGCAUCAAUAUGGCAUAAAUAUAUUUAUUAAUUAUUAUAUUAAAUUAUAUACCUAAUUAUUGUACAUUUAUUUACAGCAUAACUCAUUUCUUCAUGAUGCUAAAGAGAAAGAACCAGAAGUUGUGCUCAUUGGUGAUUCUAUCAUAGCUCAAAUGACCCAAUCUAAGGCACGUUAGUGAUGUAUUUUUAUUGGUUGAUAGGCAAAAAAUAAUGAAAUAAUAAGUCCACAAUGACUUCUAUAGAUGGGUGGCUGGUUAGGGUUAGCACAGUCAGUUAAAAACUGGGUGAGUUAUUAAGGAUGUUAAUGUUGUGAGGUUCAAAGCCCAGUAACAUCCCAUGUGCACACCAGAUGACUCCCUCAACAGGACACCACCACAUAAGAACACUCACACCCGUGAAAAUUUUUAAAUUACAGUUAAGGAAUAAUAUCAGUGGCUUAAGUCGAGGCUCUUAUGCCCCCUCCCCCAGGAACCCCUAUUUGUGAACCCUCUCCGUGGAACAAAGCGGCACUUUUGGGAUGUUUUGCCCUAAUGGCAAACCACCUGUACACCCAUGGAACACCUGGAGUAGUUUCCUUUAAAUUUGACCUUUCUUAGUAAGGAGUGGAUUUCCUACUGACCUGCCCUGCCACCAUUGGGACAAAAUUUGAUCCUAUGUUUCUGGCUGACGCACACAGUGGGGAUAACCUGUGAAAUAUCAGGAUCACUAAUUGUGCCACAUGAAAAUAUGAAGUAAUCUGAAUGACCAUCUUUUUAAAAAACAUUGUACAAAGCGAAAAUGCAAUAAUAAACAAUGCGCUCAAAAAAAUAAUAAAAUAGAAACGGGAAAAAAACAACUAUUGUAAAAUAAAUAAUUUUUGAGAAAAGUAUUUUUAUGUGUUUCUAUGUGCCAUCCUAUUUUUCUUUUAAUUGAAGAGAAAAAAUGUGUUAAUUGACAUUUGAAUAUUUUUAAAAAUAGUUAUGGGAACAGAUGUUUGAGCCACUUCAUUGUCUCAACUUUGGGAUAGGAGGGGACAGAACUCAACAUGUUCUCUGGAGGAUACAUAAUGGAGAGCUAGAUAAGAUUGAGCCAAAGGUAAGCUACUUUAUAAUAGUUUAGAUUAGGCUCACGUUAAAAUCCUAAUAAUAAUAGACUCAUUUCAAAGAGGUGACAAGAAUAAAUAUCAAAAGGAGCCGAUGAUGAUGUGCUACGCACAGAUUCUUUAAAACGAUGAUAGUGAUUAUCUAUUAUUUUACUGAAAUGGAAUCAAUUUAAAUAUUAUAAAAUAAAUAUGCUUUUAUUACUUUUAUGAAAGAACAAGAAAUCUAUCUUUAAUAUGUAUUAUUAUAAAUAAAUGGAAUAUAAUAAUUAUUUUCUUUGUUGUUUUGGGGCGUAAAAAAGAGGGUUGGGUGGACCUAUAUUAUAUAGAGAAUAAACUUUUCUCAAAACCCAAUGAUUUUACAAAUGUAAACAUCUAUACAUAGAUUUACUGAUUUACUAUUCCUUAAAACUUAAUAUAAAUUUCAAGGGCAUGGAAAAUUUUUGUACUUUUUUUUUUAUGGGGAUACAUAAUCUCAAAAUUGGAUGCAGUUAAACACAUAGCAAUUAGUAGUUUUUGAGUCUUCCCAGUAGCAAGUAGAGCCAUAUGCCUUCCAUUUUUAGCUGGGUAAGACCGUGUCAGAUCUUCUAGUACUGUUGUCAAAAAAACUAGAUCACGCCAACAAUUUAAAAUGUGUCAAGCAAUGCUUUUAAAAAAAAUUUUGACACAUCUUUGCUUUGUCAUUUUUUUAAGACAGAGCAUAAUCACUAGCUUCUGUGAGGCUAAUAUUAGUCAAGUCAAGUCAUAAUUGGUAUCCUUUUGUAGUUUGAAACUUGUGCAACAAACCUUUAAUGACAACAGUUAGCCUCACAUUUUUCAGAAUGAUGACUUUAAAAAAAGUUAAUUAAGAAUGCCGCAAGUGUAUAAAAAUUAAUAUUUUAUUACAUAGUAGGGCCGCACUUUGUUAGUCUCCCAAAGAUAUUAUAUGGGGUGUCACUAUGCCUAAUUUUUUAGAUAGGAAAAAAUAUGGUGUAGUGGAGAUUAAUUAGGUUGACAGAAAGUGAAAUACCACAAAAAUGGAAAAAUGUAUUUAUUAUUUUUGAAAAUUUAUCAGUACUGGGUAAUAUUUAAAAAAGAAAAUAGUUCCAUGAACAAAUGAUGUGAAGAGAAAAGAAUCUUCACAAAAAAAAAGUGUAUUUGAAAAGUAUCAUAAAAUGUGUUGAUACAGAAAAUGAUGGUGGACAAUAUUUUCAGGUCAUUGUGCUACAUGUGGGAACCAACAAUUUUGAUGACACUGCUGAGCAGGUUACAGAGGGCAUCUUAGCUAAUGUUAAAUCAAUCAGAGAGAAACAGCCAUCUUCACACCUGGUUGUAGUGGUGAGUUUGUUUUCUAUGUCCCAGUGUUAAUCAGAGCUGACUUUCAUGAAUUAUUUUUCAAACUAUGGAUGGGUAACUGAUGAAAAUGGUAUGCUACAAUUACACAGGCUUGUGGUCUGAAAAAGAUAAUUGAGUGGGGAAAUGAUGUUUUAAGGAUUUUUAUAUGUAAUACUGAAUCCAUCCAAAAUUACAAGAAAAAAAAGUCUACAGAGAAACACCAGUUCAUACCAUUUUGUAAAAGUUAUAUUAACUUGAAAAUUUGUUACAAUGAUUUUUAUACUUUCUAGUUUAGUUUCUCCUAAUGUUAUUUCAGGGCCUACUCCCUAGAGGGGAAAAGCCAAAUGCACUGAGACAGAAACACAAAGAAAUUAAUGAGCGUCUUGCAGAUGAACUGCAAGGUGCUCCUCUCACAAGUUUUCUAAGAAUAGAUGAUAAAGAAUUCAUGUCAAGCGAAGGUGUCAUCCGUCGCAGCGCCAUGUAUGACUUCCUGCAUCUGACAACAGAUAUCGGCUAUCAGAAACUAUGCGAGCCUUUGCUAGAGGAGAUACAGAAUCUUCUAGGGACAUUUAUCAAAGUUGAGAGCACCUCUGUGGAGACAGCCUCUCUGGCUGGGGAUCUCGACCACGCCCCUGGGAACUAGUCAGUGUUCCUCACAAGUAUGAACAUUAUUAUUUGAAUUAUUUACACUUCAGCCUCAAUAAUUUGUCCCCAAGUCAUAUGAUUGGUAACUGUGUCACUAGAUUCUCUGUCAUCUGCAAAUGUUCCUGAUGUCUAUCAAGUUUCUUAAGUUUAAUGAAUUCUUUAAAUGCAAAUUUUAAAUGUCUUUGUGUCCUCAAUGGCCAAGUAUAUGUUUUAGAUAGCCAAAUACAUGAUUCAAACUUUUAGCGUUUAAUUGAACAGAUUAAAAGUUGAGUAAACACUAGUAUUGAAUGAGAAAUAAGAACUUGAACGGUUUUUUCAAUCAAAGUCUUAAGAGCAUACUUGGCAGAAAAGUUUAGGCAAAUAAAAGACAUUAUUGAUUAAAUUUGCCAGAUGUGCUGUUGUUGAUUAACAACUGAUUAAAUAAUUAACACCAAAAUGAGGAUAAGUGAAACAUUUCAUAAUAAAUAUUUCUUCAUCCCCAAGUUGUGAUAAAAUUUACAGCACUGGUGGUGUUCCCACAUAUUUUUUGGCUUUAUUAUUUCAAAACCAAAAGCUUCAAAUGAUUAAAUGGCUUUUCAUGUUGUUUACCAUUUGCCUUUCAAAUGAUAUUUGCAUUGUGUCAUGCCAGGGGAUAAAAAGCUUUUGAUAUUAGUCCUAAAACUAAUGUUUGUUGCUUUUUAAAUUGGAAUUUUGCCAUAGGAAUGUUUUGACUAAAAAAUUUAGAUUAAGAAAUACUAUUUUUGAAUUGAUGUUCUGAUGAAACAUUAGGUUAAAUCUGGCUUUUAUAUAGCCAAUCUUAAAUUAAUGGUGUGAAGUGAUAUUUAAAAAUUAGUGAUAUAAAGGUAGCUUUCACAUUUUAAAUUUAAUCAGUAAAAUUGUGUUGACUCUGAUCUAGAGUUGUUUCUAAAUUGAAGAAAACUUAAAUUGGGUGACAUACUGUUUUAAAAAUCUUUUGGGAUGAUGUUGUUAAGAUUUUAUUACCCGUAUUUAAAAUAAAUGAUACUCAGACAUAUUUAUAUUAGAGCAUGGCCUUUGAAGUUUUAAAACCGAAAUCUUCGCUUACUUGGUAAAGAAUUUCUCAUGCUCAUCAAAAUGAUUUCCUUGAAUAACCCAAUCACAAUGAUGAGGAUAAUUACUGAUAUUAGAAUAAAAAUACAAGUAUUUUUAUACAUACUCGAGCACAUUCUGUUGUAUUUUGUAUUAAUUAGAUGAAUCAGUGUUAUUUAAGCUCACAAGGAUCUGUUUGCCUGCUGCUUAUAAAAUAAUUUACCCACUCUUUACCCUGAUAAAUUAUAAGUGUGUUCUUAUCAUUGUCUAUUUUCAAAUCAGUGUGAUAUUUGCUUGUAAUGUCAGCGGGGAGGACUGUGAAAUUUGUUUUUAAAAAACGCUUGAGAACCAAAAAUAGGAUGAUGUCUUAUUAUUAAUUGUUUAGGAGUGACCAUUACAAUUGUUUUAGUCUAUAGAGUGUGGCUGACAGUCUGAGCUAAAAUGAAUGCUGGUAUGCGAUAAAUGAAAGUUGCACAAAUUUGACUUGGGUCAAAUACGGAAUUAAUUUUUAAAGUAUUAUAAUUCACUUUUUUUUGCUGAAUAGUUAAUAGUCACACAAAGACUGCAAUGUCAGCAAGUGUGCUUUUCAUGUGUAUUAAAUAAUAACCAUAUUAAGUAUCACCAACAAUAAAGGGCUUUAGUCAUUAUGUCUGUGACUAGUGUACCAAUAUUGCACAAUGGCAUGACUAAAUUGAUUGUGUUGGCACUUUCUACAACUUUGAAGCUGGUGAUGUUUUCUUUAUUAUUUAAGUGCACCAAUAUUUAGAGCUGAAAUCAGUAAGAACUGUAUAUUUGUAUUUGUUUUUUACAAAAUUUAUUAUUUCCUCCGGCUGGAAACUUCCAAAUUGAGAAAAUGAACCUUUAAAAAAAAAAAUUAAAAUUUGGGAUCAGACAUGCACCUGGGAAAGUGUCUUAGUGAAUGUCUGUCGAAAUACCCUGGAAUUAUCCAUGCCUCAUCACUCGCUUUGCAAAAAAAAGAUAUAUACUGUGCUUGCUUCAGGCACUUGUGACAUUAAAUCACAUUUUAAGACAUAGUGCCACAAACGAAAUUUUGAGGCAAUAAAAGGAAAUUCUACCUCUAUUAGUCCUUAAUCCUUUUUUUUCCCAGCCAUAUCAUGAAGAUAAAAUCUAUUGGAUGCUGUUAAAAGGGGUGAGAUCUUAUUUGAAAAUUUCAUUACAAUCACAUCUAAAUGAAUCUUGUUGUUUGGGUUUUCCAUCUGUUCCUCAAAUUAUCUAGAAGGCAAAGUUAGCAUGCAUUCAAAAUAAUGAUAAUUAAAUUAAAAAGUUAUGACUUAAACUUUUUUUGACUUUUCAUUUUUUUUCUGUACAGUUUUUCAUGCUCUUGUACAGUUUUCUGGGACUUUUUGUACAGUUUUUAUCCGACAGGUUGGCAUGUUUGCAUUGUUUCAACUAAGCAGAUGCCAACGACUCUACAUUUAAAUUUAUCAGAGUAAAUUCGACUAAAAUUUUUCUCUUUUUGGAUUUUUAAAAAUAUAACCAGUUGAGGAUGAAUAGUUUUUCAAACAAUGUUUUACAUUUCAACUUUAUAAUAUAGAUUUGACGAAAAAAAAUUUAAAAACUAAGUGAAUAGAAUAGUGAUUUGUUCUUUUACUAAGAUAUUAUUAUUAUCUAUUAGAAAUAACCUUCCAAACAAAUGUGACGGCAAAGCAGGAACUUCCCAGUUACUUGACAAAACGUGCAAAUAACCAACGCACUUAAAUGAAUUCCAUUUAGUGCUAACUUCUGUGAAUUUGAUUUUGUGCGUUUAUUGAUAGCAGCGUCACAGCCAUACAUACAUACCUAGAGAAUUAUUCUUUGUCAUGUCCAGGAUCAUUUAUGUGUCAAGUCCAUAUCUGGGGGACAUCAUUGUCUUUGUGAGGAGAAAAAUAAUGUGGUAAAAAGCUACAUUGUAUUUUGUUAUUGUUGAAAAACCCAUUCUUCUAAAUCUGUAAUCUGUUGCAAGAUCUAAGCUGCGUAAAUGUUCAUGACUUGUUCAAGCUCCUCAUUGGCCAGCAAGAAUCAGUCUAAAUCUCCAGGAGCUGUACUAGAACAUGAUUUCUAAAUUGUUAGAUAAUACAUUUUUUGGUCAAAAACAGUACGAUAACAAAUUUAUUUUAAAAGCUAUAUGAUUAAAUAAAAAUGAGAUAAGCCUUUGAACAUUUAGAAAUUACACAUCUCAGAAUGACAUCAUUAUCCCAAUCCAGGUAUUGCAGUCCAUUUUCAGUGCUUCAUCUAUGCCUUAAAUUUACAGGUUUUUAUUUACAUGAGUUUCAUUCCUUUUGUUUUUAUAUCUGAACUUGUUUUUAUCUAAUCGAACUGCAAACUUGGGAAAAGAAAUGGC
Lymnaea stagnalis (great pond snail) is the source of this 10393-nucleotide messenger RNA. Lineage: Eukaryota; Metazoa; Mollusca; Gastropoda; Lymnaeidae. The record is from the annotation of a GenBank genome assembly.